AUUGGUUUUUCGCAGAAAAACACGGGUCAGAAUGAGGGCAGGCCGAAACUGGAUCUAAGCGUGGAGGCGGCCUGGGCGCAGGGUGCCACUGGAGUCAAUGUGACCACCGCCAUCAUGGACGAUGGUGUUGACUACAUGCAUCCUGAUUUGAGGCACAAUUUUAAUGCAAGAGCGAGUUACGAUUUCAGCAGCAAUGAUCCAUACCCGUACCCAAGAUAUACCGACGAUUGGUUCAACAGCCAUGGCACCAGAUGUGCAGGAGAGGUUUCUGCAGCCAGAGACAACGGAAUUUGCGGCGUAGGGGUGGCUUACGGAUCUCAAGUCGCAGGGAUCCGAAUGUUGGACCAGCCUUACAUGACUGACCUGAUCGAGGCCAAUUCCAUGGGCCACGAACCGCAUCUCAUUGACAUCUAUUCAGCAUCUUGGGGACCAACAGAUGAUGGGAAAACUGUGGAUGGUCCAAGAAACGCCACAAUGAGAGCCAUUGUUCGUGGUGUCAAUGAGGGUCGGCGAGGAUUGGGCAACAUUUACGUGUGGGCCAGUGGGGACGGCGGCGAAGACGACGACUGCAACUGCGACGGCUACGCGGCGUCCAUGUGGACCAUUUCCAUCAACUCCGCCAUCAACGACGGCGAAAACGCGCACUAUGAUGAGAGCUGUUCAUCCACACUCGCGUCUACUUUCAGCAAUGGCGCCCGAGAUCCGACCACUGGCGUCGCAACAACGGAUUUGUACGGGAAAUGCACUCGAACCCACUCAGGAACGUCGGCUGCUGCACCUGAAGCCGCAGGGGUUUUUGCUCUGGCCCUGGAAGUCAACAGCCAGUUGAGUUGGCGGGAUAUCCAGCACUUGACCGUGUUGACCUCGAAGCGGAACUCGUUGUAUGAUGGCAAAGGAAGGUUCCACUGGCUCAUGAAUGGAGUGGGACUGGAGUUCAACCACCUUUUCGGAUAUGGGGUACUGGAUGCGGGUGCCAUGGUCGCUCUGGCGAAGCAGUGGAAAACGGUACCAGCCCGGUUCCACUGCGAGGGCGGCACGAAGCAGGGUCUCUUUGAAAUUCCGAGCAACUCGUCAGUGUUCCUGGAAAUUGAAAGUCCGGCUUGCGUUGGCACUGACACCGAAGUCAACUACUUGGAGCACGUCCAGGCUGUGCUGACCAUCAACGCAACUCGCAGGGGUGCCAUUCAAAUGUUCCUCACAUCCCCCAUGGGCACCAGAUCAAUGAUUUUGAGCCAGAGACCGAGAGACGAUGAUUUGAAGGAUGGAUUCACAAAAUGGCCAUUCAUGACCACUCAUACUUGGGGCGAAAACCCUCGAGGUGUUUGGACUUUGGAGGCAAGUCAAAGUAUAUCCAGCUUCACAAAAAUGAUUUACAAAGAACUUGCUAUACUGAAGAAAUAG
Messenger RNA from Notodromas monacha, 1401 nucleotides. Lineage: Eukaryota; Metazoa; Arthropoda; Ostracoda; Podocopida; Cyprididae. The record is from the annotation of a GenBank genome assembly.